GGCCAGGUGCUCAUAGGAAGAGGCUGUUCUCCAACCUCCUUUAUUCCAGCCUGCACCUGAGCAAAACUCAGAGUGAGGGAUGCAUCUUAGCUAGAUCUACCAGGUCCUGGAAACAGAAAGAUUAAGGGAAGAAAGAGAAAAUAGUGCCUGACAGAUUUGUAUUGAGAAAGAUGCAGUGCAGGGACUGACAUUCAGGCAGCUAUGACACUGUUGUCCCCAUGUCGAUUCACUGAGGGGAGUGUAGGAGGAGGGGUAAGGACACUGAGGCCCCAAGAGAUUAAAUAACUUGCUUAUCAUCCUAACUGAGCAAGUAUGGGAGGACAAGAAGCACCCAGUAUUCCUGCUGCCCAGGGCUGUGUUCUCUUCCCCACACACUUAGGAUGGCUCUCCCAGCAACAACAGAGAGCUGUUGGAGACAAGGGGAAAUUAGUGGACAAAGAGUGAAGAGGACUUUCCAGGUGAAGGUGAAGUGGAAUUCAGCCCUCUCAGGCACCUCUGACUUCAUGGCAGAGAAGAACCUCACCUUAGUGACUGAAUUCCUCCUUAUAGCAUUCACUGACUAUCCUCAACAGGCAUUCCCUCUCUUCCUCCUGUUUCUAUUUAUCUAUCUCAUCACCUUGUUGGGGAACUUGGGCAUGAUUAUCCUGAUCCAUGUAGAUCGCCGGCUCCACACCCCAAUGUACUUCCUUUUGAGUCACCUCUCCUUCAUGGACAUCUGCUACUCGUCUGUCACCAUGCCUCAGAUGUUGGCCAUGCUGCUGGAGCUUGGGGCGGUUUUAUCCUACACACGCUGUGCUGCUCAGUUCUUCCUCUUCACCUUCUUUGGUUCCAUUGACUGCUACCUCCUGGCCCUCAUGGCCUAUGACCGCUACGUGGCUGUGUGCCAACCCCUGCUUUAUGUCACCAUCAUGACGCAGAAGGCCCGUUUGGGUUUUGUGGCGGGGGCUUACAUUGCUGGUUUCUUCAGUGCCUUGGUGCGAACAGUCUCAGCUUUCACUCUCACCUUCUGUGGAACCAAUGAGAUCGACUUUAUUUUCUGUGACCUCCCUCCCCUUUUAAAGCUGACCUGUAGGGACAGCUAUACUCAGGAACUGGUCAUUAUUGUGUUUGCCAUUUUUGUUAUCCCUGCCUGCAUGGUGGUGAUCUUGGUGUCCUACCUGUUUAUCAUUGUGGCCAUUAUGAAGAUCCCCUCAGCUGGAGGCAGGGCCAAGACCUUCUCUACCUGUACCUCCCACCUCACCACCGUGUCGCUGUUCUUUGGCACUCUCAUCUUCAUGUACCUGCGGGAUAACUCUGGUCAGUCGUCAGAGGAGGAUCGGGUGGUUUCUGUGUUCUACACAGCAGUCAUCCCCAUGUUGAACCCUCUCAUUUACAGCCUGAGGAACAAGGAAGUGAAGGAGGCCCUGAGGAAAAUUCUGAAGAGGGCCAAGUUGUCCUAAUUCUCGCCAACCUUGGACUAUCCUGAGAAUCACCUCCUCUACAGGUGCCAGCACUCUGGACACAUUAUUUUCAGCACACUCAAUGUUGCAAUGAGUAUGUCAUGGUACAAGGUAUAAAAAAGAACCACAAACUUUAGUUUUGGGGGGUAAAGGAAGAAAAGGAAGAGGCAGCCAGAGAAGAGAGAUUGGGGUGAAUGCUCUAACUCCCAGGGAAAAUGAAGAAAGGAUCUGAAAUUAAAAGCUGUGUAAUCUGGACACAACAUAUUUCACAGGCCUGUGACUAUAAAACAUGAUUACAUUUUUUUGCAAAACUUUUUGUGAAAGAUUUCCACCAUAUAGAAAUAUUGAAAAUAAUGUACAGUGAACUCCCUAUGCCCCAUACUGAGAUCCUGUAACUGCUAAAAUUUUGUAUAUCUGCCUUAUCACAUGUAUAAUCAGUGUAUUCAUUUACCCAUCCAAUAAUUCAUCCAUCAAUACACUUUAAUUUUUUAUGCAUUUCAGAGUGAGUUGCAGCCAUCGGUAUUAGUACUCUUCCUCACUAUAUACUUCAGAAUGGUAUCAUCAAUUAGAAUUCAAUAUUUAGAUGUCAUUUAUUUUUAAUGAUUAAAUUGAAGUAAAGUUUGAUGGUCCAGUUAAUAAAGCUGAUACUACUCAAAAUAUUCUUCAGACUCUUGUAUUAGUUCGCGGGGAUGCCUCACACGAUUCGCUAUAAAAUGCCCACAAUGACAUGUCUGUCAGUUGCUAUCGGCAUGGAAAUAUGUCUGUGUUUGCUUUUUCCCCACCUGUUCCAUCUCCCACUUGUCACCUUGUUUGCCUGAGAAUCCACUUGGUAAUUUAUAUCACUCCCAUUGCCCAUAGUAGUACCUGCAGUGUCUGUAUCAUAGAUGUCAACGCCCUGUAUUCUUAAAGCCUUUGACCCUGGGGAAGCAGAGCAUUGCUGUAUUCCAUGCAGAGGUGGGCAGGAGGGAAUCCUGGCCUGGACAUAGUUCCUGUGCUCUGCAAGGGCUAGGGCUCUCAGUCUGUGUCUAAAGUAUCUCAGAGACUGAUAGUUCUUGAUCUUUAUUUCUCUAACUGUAGGUGACUCAAUCACACCCAAGGUAUUGGAAGGGAACAGGUCCCACUUCCUCAUCACUUUCUGUUCUUUCUUCAAUCCUUAUUCCUGGAAAUUAAACUCCUUUUCUUCCUGUCCCCUGUGUUACCAAAAAACAAGAUACCGGGUAUGCGAAUGAUAUAAACUCCCCAGGGAGGGAGAAAGGGGAGUAACAAUAUUGGGUCUGUGUGAAUAAGAUAGUAUACAGAAGGGUUAUUUGCUCUCUUUGGAAUCUUCCAAAGGUCAGGGAAAACACAAUGAAUUGAAGGGGACUGCUAGGAGAAUGGGUUUCCAGGUCUAAGGAGACAAUGUAAGGCCUUCUUCUAAUUCAAUUUUAAGCAGAUGGUUAAAGACUUCCACUUAAGAAGAAAGGGCUAACCAAAAGGCUGUAGGAACUAGUGGCCCCAAAGCACCAAUAUUGUAUGUGGGACUCUAUUUACUUUGUACUGUGUAGAGGGAGCUCAGGAAGACUUCAAAAUGUGCUUUCCACUUACGUAUGAAGAGGAGACAGGGUUAAAUGAGAUAACUUAAAUAGAGAGGUCACCUGGUUGUAAAUAGGUGUUAGUAUUUCCUUACAUCUUGCUAUACCUUGUGUUGAA
Phyllostomus discolor (pale spear-nosed bat) is the source of this 3128-nucleotide messenger RNA. Its product is annotated as olfactory receptor 9Q1-like. Gene Ontology annotation, molecular function: G protein-coupled receptor activity; odorant binding; olfactory receptor activity. NCBI's taxonomy places the organism in Eukaryota, Metazoa, Chordata, Mammalia, Chiroptera, Phyllostomidae. Gene Ontology annotation, biological process: sensory perception of smell; G protein-coupled receptor signaling pathway. The record is from RefSeq and is a predicted model, not a curated record. The transcript is spliced from 2 exons. The coding region runs from base 381 to 1439 and encodes 352 amino acids. Gene Ontology annotation, cellular component: membrane.